This is a messenger RNA of Momordica charantia (bitter melon), 750 nucleotides long. Lineage: Eukaryota; Viridiplantae; Streptophyta; Magnoliopsida; Cucurbitales; Cucurbitaceae. The record is from RefSeq and is a predicted model, not a curated record.
AUGUGCGCAAGGAAAGGCGCAUGCGGUAUAGUUAAGGGGCCGACCUCCAUCAAGGGAUGGGUGAGGAAGUGGUUCUACGCUUCUGGGGAAUGGCUUGCAAAGGACGAGUCAGUUGCAAUCCGACCAGUCCCCGAGCUUACGCAAGCCUCCUUCGACACACUGAAAUACUACAAGGAGCAUUUUCCGAGGGGUAGGAAGGUCGGAACCUUGGUGACCGACAAGCUGCUGCUUGAGUCCGGGCUGCUAGAUUACAACCCUGCAGUUCGUCCCAUUGAGUCCUCAAGGCCGAACUCCGAAUUAGCCAUGGUUUGCGGGUUUGCGAGUAACGUGAAACGCAAGUCCAAGGGCCAAGCCCAUGCUCUUGAGGCUGCCCAAAGUUCGAAACCUGUCACUCCUGCUGUGGUAGGGCCAGCCUCGGAAGAUCCAGCCCCAGUGAUCGAGCUGGAGUCUUCUAGGGGUCCUUCGAGGGAGAAGCGCCCCAGGGAUCAGACCGAGGCGGUGGACGUCUCGCCCUUGGGCGAGGAGGUGAGGGAGGAAGUCCCUCUGAAGCGAAGGAGGAAGAAGAAGAAGACCACCUCCCCCUUGGAGGUCGGAGCUCGUGGGGUCUUGCCUGCGAGCUUCGCAGAUCGGGUGGACGAUCCUGAGGCUAGGAUGGGCGGGACGCCCGAUGUGACAACACGGUUCAGAGUUGAGCCGUCAAGUUCUGGGGUGAGGGACCAGCCAAUGUCACCUCGCACCUCUUACCUUUGA